Messenger RNA from Trichoderma virens Gv29-8, 672 nucleotides. RefSeq lists its product as uncharacterized. Lineage: Eukaryota; Fungi; Ascomycota; Sordariomycetes; Hypocreales; Hypocreaceae. The record is from RefSeq and is a predicted model, not a curated record. The transcript has 3 exons. The coding region runs from base 418 to 633 and encodes 71 amino acids.
GCCUCUGCCGCCGCCCCCCAGUCCGUUUUCUAGCGCCAUCGACUUGUCACUCACAACUUUGUUCCUGGAGAGUUUGCCAGCCGCUAGCACUCUGAUACCAAUCUGAUUGCCCCCGACCAAAAACCAUAAAUAAAUAACAUAAAUGCCAAUGAGCCCCCACACUUUGGCCCAAGAUCGAUCAAGCCUCUCUCGAUUCAAUUGUGUCUAGAGCCAUCCGCCGGGCCCUUCCCCCUAGCCAACCCCACGUUGAAUCCUCUGGACAUAUAAUACGCCUAUCUUCCCGGCCCCAACACCAUCAUCAUCUCGCUCGCCAACUACCACUCUCACACCUACCAUUGCUUUCUCUCUACUAUAUAACAUUGGACCAGUCUUAGACUUCUUGUCACAUACCUUUGCCUCUUCAGACAUUCACCAGCCAUGCCUAUCUCACAUACUCACCGCGGCACCCACGCACCCAUCUUCCCGCUUCUACCGGAACACCCAGUUCCUUCACAAUCCACCAUGUCUGACGGCAUCAUCAUGGUGGGACCCAAGGUCCCCGGCACAAGAUGCCCAACCUGUGCCCUAGAUGGCAAGGAAGUCUGGGUCAUCCCAGGCCGAUGCUGCGGCUAUUGCGGCACCCCAUGUGACUGAGUACCAUCUUUAUACGCAUCGCCAACCUUUUUUUUUUUU